This is a messenger RNA of Papaver somniferum (opium poppy), 1583 nucleotides long. RefSeq names its product F-box protein At1g67340-like. The transcript has 3 exons. Lineage: Eukaryota; Viridiplantae; Streptophyta; Magnoliopsida; Ranunculales; Papaveraceae. Bases 107 to 1258 code for a protein of 383 amino acids. Gene Ontology annotation, molecular function: protein binding. The record is from RefSeq and is a predicted model, not a curated record.
CCAUUUUACUUUGGUCUGUGUGAUUGUUUAGUCUGAAGAAAAAUACAGAGAGAGAUUGAUAGACAGAAAAAUCAUAAAACUCAAGAACCACAGAAACAUAUUUUUGAUGGUGAUGAUGAUGAAGAAGAGAAGUAGUAGAGAUUUUGUGUUGGAUGUUGAAGAAAUGGAAAGGAAGAGAUUAAAAACAAGAUUUGAUUUCUUUGAUGGAUUACCAGAUGAUAUUGUGAUUAGUAUUCUUGUUAAGUUGAGUUCAUCUUCAACUUCUCCUUCUCAUUUCAUCAAUGUCUUAUCCACAUGCAAGAGAUUGAAUGGAUUAGCUCUACACAGAUUAGUAUUGUCAAAAGCUUCACCUAAAUCGUUAGCCGUUAAAGCUAAAAACUGGUCUGACUCAGCUCACCGAUUCCUGAAACGCUGUGUUGAUUCUGGAAACGUUGAAGCUAGUUAUAUCCUCGGCAUGAUACGAUUCUAUUGUUUGGAAAACCGAGGAAAUGGAGCUUCACUAAUGGCGAAAGCAGCGAUGAAUUCACAUUCGUCGGCUCUGUACUCUUUAGCCGUGAUUCAAUUCAACGGGAGCGGCGGCUCCAAAACCGACAAAGAUUUAAGAGCCGGUGUAGCUUUAUGUGCAAGAGCGGCUUACUUAGGUCAUAUCGAUGCGUUACGUGAAUUAGGUCAUUGUUUACAAGAUGGUUACGGUGUAAGACAAAACGUCUCUGAAGGCCGCCGGUUUCUCGUUCAGGCAAAUGCUCGUGAACUCGCCGCCGUCAUGUCGUCAGAACCGUCCAAGUCAUCAUCUUGUCCGUGGCUUACGUGGCAUCCUAAUCAGCACGGCGGGCAUCAUGUGACGAUUCUCCCCGGUGGUUCUGGUUGUCUAUUGCUUAGUGAUUUCGGGUGUAAUGUUCCGCCGCCUGAAUCUCAUCCUGCUAAUAACUUCUUAGUUGAUUGGUUUGCACUACGAGGGAAGACUGAUUCCGGCGGCGAGGAUCUGAGAUUGUGUUCGCAUUCCGGUUGCGGAAGGCCUGAAACGAGAAGACAUGAGUUCCGGAGGUGUUCGGUUUGUGGGUCUGUGAAUUACUGUUCUAGAGCUUGUCAAGCACUUGAUUGGAAACUUAGACAUAAAUUGGAAUGUACACCGAUGGAGCAAUGGCCUGAUGAAGAAGAAAUUGAUGCUGCUGCUGCUGCUGAUAAUAAUAACAGACUUGAAAAUGCGGCUGCUGGUGACAAUGCCAACCACAAUAACCUUGGUAUCAUUCAGAGUUAACGGUACUGGAUUCCCUAGUGUCUGAUCACCGGGACAUUUUGGAUAAUGGCCGGGCGGAAUUUCAUUUCAUUUUCGAACUUCUUUUUGUUUUUACCUUUUUCCGAUUAGGGGUAAUAUGGGAAUUUUGAAGAGGUUGUGAGUGGUGGGCUUGGGGGGCAUAUAUUUUUCUUUUUUUGUAACCGGGAAGAAGUGUAGAAAUUUGGAUGGGCAAGGCAAGUAAGAUGAAAUCUGUAAGAAGAGUAAAGAAAUCUUUGUCUUUCGGUAUAUAGUGUUUUGGUUUAGUGAUAGAUUUUGGUUUCAUGUUUAAAAAAUUGAAGUUUUUGUC